CUGCCUCAUUGUGCAAUAUCUUAAUUCCUCAUUCUGUUUUCCAUAUACCGUAUUGAAACCUCUAGACUCUAGCCUGCCUGUGUUUCUGCACAUAAGCACUGAAAUUCCAAUUUAUUAAAUCAGUUUGUCAAUUUGCUUUGAGACAAGCCGGAAAAAAAGGAGAAAAAAAAAACAAUAUCUGAUCUCCCCGACAACAAGUGCAAAAGGCUCAAGGCCCAGAAACACCAUGGCAGACACAGAUGCCAAACCAGCCCAUAAUGGCACAGAAAGACAUGAAGAGUACCAAUAUCUUGAUCUCGUUCGCGAAAUACUCGACAAUGGCGAGCACAGGCCAGACAGGACCGGCACGGGCACAUACUCCAUCUUCGCACCGCGCCCUCUCAAGUUCUCUCUUAACAAGGACGGCACGCCGAUCCUCCCGCUGCUGACAACGAAGCGCGUCUUCUCGCGGGCCGUCAUCCUCGAGCUCCUGUGGUUCGUGUCGGGCGCGACGUCGGCCAAACCCCUGAGCGACGCCGGGGUCAAGAUCUGGGACGGCAACGGCAGCCGCGAGUUCCUGGACGGGCUGGGCCUGCAGCAUCGCGAGGUGGGCGACCUGGGCCCCGUCUACGGCUUUCAGUGGCGGCACUUUGGCGCCGAGUACACCGACUGCCACGCCGACUACACGGGUCAGGGCGUCGACCAGCUUGCUGAGGUCGUGCACAAGCUCCGCACCAACCCGUACGACCGUCGCAUGGUCCUCAGCGCAUGGAAUCCCAAGGACCUCAAGCUCAUGGUCCUGCCGCCGUGCCACAUGUUUGCGCAGUUUUACGUCUCGUACCCCAAGACCGCCGGUGACAGCAACGGCAGCUCCACAGCAGAAGGCGCGGAUCAGACGUCAUCACCCUCGGCCAAGCCAAAAGGCCACCUCCACUGCCAGCUCUACCAGCGGUCGUGCGACAUGGGCCUGGGCGUGCCCUUCAAUAUUGCCAGCUACGCGCUGUUGACGCACAUGAUCGCGCGCGCAACGGGUCUUGUGCCCGGGUCGCUGACGCACGUCAUGGGCGACGCGCACGUCUACGCCGACCACGUCGACGCACUCCGGACGCAGCUGGAGCGCGAGCCAAGGCCGUUUCCAGAACUCGAGAUCAACAGGCCCGAGGUGCCCGAGGGAGGCGACGGCGUCAUUGACGGCUGGAAGCUGGAGGACUUUGUCAUCAAGGGCUAUGACCCGCACAAGGCCAUUGCUAUGAAGAUGUCUGUCUGAUUUUGGGCUAUUUAGGGAGUGGGAGUUGGGAUUUUGGUUCAUGACUAAUGACUGUGUUUGGGAUGGCUCAUGAUUGGCGGUUGGGU
Molecule: messenger RNA, 1332 nt
Organism: Pyricularia grisea
Lineage: Eukaryota; Fungi; Ascomycota; Sordariomycetes; Magnaporthales; Pyriculariaceae
Exons: 2
Coding region: 227-1246 (339 amino acids)
Biological process (GO): dTMP biosynthetic process
Cellular component (GO): mitochondrion; cytosol
Molecular function (GO): thymidylate synthase activity
Source: RefSeq, a predicted model, not a curated record